UGCGAAUAGGCUGAGACGAAACAUUUUUGUCCCGACUUAUUUACAAUUCGAAGAAGCAUGGCUUCCGGUUGUGUAAAAAAGGUCGACCCCUACCGAAUGUUUAGUAAAUUGAAAUCAUUGAACGCAGUAGCAGGGGCCUGCAUACCAUCACUGUCCCAGCAAAAAACCUAUAAAACUGACAUAAAAGCUAAAGUGGUGAAUCCACGGCCAUUGACGGUCACAAGGAUAUAUGAGAAAAAAGUAAUUCUAAAAAAUGCAGAAGCAGCAGCAGCUUUGGCAAAGGAGGAAGAACUUUCUGAUAAAAAAGAGAAAAUCAAUGUGUAUAAAAGUUUUCAUCGAGAUAUAGCUGAGGACAAUGCAUUGAUGAAUCCAGAUUUUUUCAAAGUGAAAGAAAUGGUGGACCUGCAUACCUUGUUUAAGAACAGGGUGCAUUUUGGUCACCACCACGGUUGUAGGCAUCCCUUUGUGGUACCCUUUCUCUAUGGUGUUCGUCAAAACACAGAUAUUUUUGAUUUGGACAAAACACUACCGCGUCUGCACAAUGCUUUGAAUUUUAUUGCCCACAUGGUUUACAGGGGAGGUGUGGUGCUUUUUGUUUCCAGAAAUGCACAGACCAUGCCAUUAGUUGAACACACUGCUCAAAAGUGUGGCGAAUAUUCUCACUGUCGAUUCUGGAAAGGGGGUCUCCUUACGAACAUUGACUACCUUUACAAGAAUCUUACUAGGUAUCCCGAUGUUGUGGUGUUCAUUCACACUCAGAAUAAUUUCAGUCAUGAACAUGCUGCCAUAACAGAAUGUGCAAAAAUGUUAAUCCCAACUGUUGGAAUAGUGGACUCCAAUUGUAACCCAACACUGGUUACCUAUCCCGUUCCUGGGAAUGAUGAUUCUCUGGAUGCAGUGAAAUUGUACUGUAAACUGUUUGAAGAAACCAUAUUAAGGGCCAAAGAAUACAGAAAGAGGGAUAUUGAAGAACUGAGUGAUGAUAGUGAUGAAAGCUAAGAAUUGUGCAUCUGGUGCAUCCUUUUCCUAAUGAGAAUGAAAUUUAGGCAAAAAGUGUCAGAAACAUUUCUUCUAUCUUCAUCGUAUUUUACCUUUGCUGAAAAUGAAAAUUAAAAUGUACAUGUUUAAAGUCGGGCUUUGAUCAUAUUGACAAAAUAUCAGUGGUACAUGUACAGCCAAAUUGUGAUUUUACACAUUUUCAUGUAUUCUUUGUAAAAUAUGUUUGGUAACUGCAGAUUAAAAUAAUAUAAGUGUA
Messenger RNA from Magallana angulata, 1255 nucleotides. RefSeq names its product 28S ribosomal protein S2, mitochondrial-like. Bases 58 to 999 code for a protein of 313 amino acids. Gene Ontology annotation, molecular function: structural constituent of ribosome. The transcript is spliced from 3 exons. Gene Ontology annotation, cellular component: ribosome; mitochondrial small ribosomal subunit. Lineage: Eukaryota; Metazoa; Mollusca; Bivalvia; Ostreida; Ostreidae. Gene Ontology annotation, biological process: translation. The record is from RefSeq and is a predicted model, not a curated record.